AUGUCAACUAAAGCGGAGGACAGCCACACUUUCCAGUCGAUAUCAGCGUCGCAUCUGAACUACCUGCGGCUGUGUUCGCUUUUGCCAUGGCAGGGCAAGGGAUUUUCUCAUCCGUUUAGUCUGUUGUUCCAGCUCUGGAACCAUUUGGCCAUCUUUGGGUUCAACGCGAUGUGGCAUGGCUACGGGAUUCGCAUGUUACAACGUGGCGACGUAGAGAUCGACUUAAUCUGCGAGGAAAUAACAGUGUUAGACAUCACCGCGCGGUACUUCUUGCUGUUGAUCAAGCGUGAGAAGCUCGGCCGCCACAUCGAGACCUGUAGAAAGCUCUGGAGCUACCUCAAAGCAGGGGAGGAUAUGUUUGUCUCUCAGUUCGAGCGAAAGGGAUACUACCUUCGGAACUUCGUAAUGAUCAACUCGGUCAUGGUAACGACGGCAUUCAUCAUAACGGCGACAUUCGUUCGGCUGCCACCGUUGGAAGCUAAUGGUACCGAGAGAAGGAUGCUUCCCGCCAGGUUUUUCAUGGACGUUCAGGAGGAUCCGGCGUACAGCAUCGUGUUCGCUUCGCAGUCUAUCCUCCUUCUGAGCGUCGACGUGAUGAUCGGCAGUACACAGACUGUUUCACUCUACCCGAUCAUGAUGGCUUGUGGAUAUCUGCGCUCGGUUCGAAACCGACUAUUGAGUCUCGAAGGAAGCGACAAUGGCACUGAUGCAAAGGGCGAAGCCACGUUCAAGUUUGUGGUCGACUGCGCGCAUUUUCAUCAGCAGAUCAUUAUAUUCUGUGAGGAUAUAGAACGAAUGACGCGGAUGCUCUUCUUCUUCGCCUGUUUCUGUCCCAUCUACAACGUGUCCAUCGCGGGUAUCGUGAUUCUCAACAGCAACGAGGACAAAAUUAAGUUCGUGCUACUACUGGUCUACAAUUUUUUUCUUUUCUUCCUCUGUCAGUGGGCCCCCGAACACCUUACCGUAGAAAGCCGAGCCAUCGCAGAAGCCGCUUACUUUGCAAGCUUACAGCCGCUGGCGUCAAGUUACCGGGAGAAGAUCAAUUGGAUAUUGUACUUCAUGGUGGUGAGAGCUCAGAAGCCGAUACAAUUGACAGCCGGUGGGUUUGCUCCAUUGUCUAUUCAAACAUUUGGUGCGAUGACGAAGAGUGCAUUCUCCUUCUUUAUGGUCUUGCGAAACUUUAGGACUUGA
Nasonia vitripennis (jewel wasp) is the source of this 1191-nucleotide messenger RNA. RefSeq names its product odorant receptor 219 (gene Or219). The record is from RefSeq and is marked inferred. Gene Ontology annotation, cellular component: plasma membrane. Gene Ontology annotation, molecular function: odorant binding; olfactory receptor activity. The coding region runs from base 1 to 1191 and encodes 396 amino acids. The transcript is spliced from 5 exons. Lineage: Eukaryota; Metazoa; Arthropoda; Insecta; Hymenoptera; Pteromalidae. Gene Ontology annotation, biological process: detection of chemical stimulus involved in sensory perception of smell; sensory perception of smell.